Molecule: messenger RNA, 361 nt
Organism: Pelobates cultripes (western spadefoot toad)
Lineage: Eukaryota; Metazoa; Chordata; Amphibia; Anura; Pelobatidae
Source: the annotation of a GenBank genome assembly
AUUCAACGCAGCGUUUGAAGCGGUCUGCACAGCCUUCUGGGCCCGAAUUGAGGCUCAACAACUACAGCAGUCCCCUGCCUUGCCUGCCACUGGGGAGACUUCCAGCGUAGAACAGAUGCAAUAUGCUUCACAUGAGACACACGAGUAUAGUCCUUACCUAUCUCGCAGGCAGGUGAAAAAGCCCCAUCCCUCACAGGAUGACAGGCGGGGUUCAGAGGCUCCUACUUCAUACCGAGCGGUGAGCAGAGACACGACCCAAACUCCGGCGGCAGACACCGCUGUCCUGAUCGCUACGGACCACCCGGUAGUUUGGGCCCCCUGGGGCGGCCUUUCGCAACAGCCCGGACCCAAGCCUCACUAG